This is a messenger RNA of Daldinia decipiens, 1385 nucleotides long. RefSeq names its product Co-chaperone Hsc20. The record is from RefSeq and is a predicted model, not a curated record. The coding region runs from base 453 to 1334 and encodes 293 amino acids. Gene Ontology annotation, cellular component: mitochondrion. Gene Ontology annotation, biological process: protein complex oligomerization; [2Fe-2S] cluster assembly. Gene Ontology annotation, molecular function: protein-folding chaperone binding; ATPase activator activity. The transcript has a single exon. Lineage: Eukaryota; Fungi; Ascomycota; Sordariomycetes; Xylariales; Hypoxylaceae.
CCAUGUCAGCCAUGUCAGGUGACCUGAAAAUCCCUAGUCUCAUGUAAAAUAACGGUGUAACACGCGUUCCCACGAUUUUACCUCAAUCAAUCAAAUCAUCAGGAAUAUCAUCAAUUAGACCUCAUAUAUCGCCUAUUCAGUACGUAUUAGUUGUGUGACAGAUGUUUCCGAUCGUUAACACCGGAUAUACCGGCGGUUCGGCGCCGAGAUUUGGAUGUGCGGAAUUAUGGCCGAAGAAAACCGCAGCAAACGUCAUUGUUCCGAAUUUAAAGCUUCUUUCUCCAAAUCAAUCCAACGCCAAACCUCGACUCUUUUUAGAUUCUUUUAAGAUUCUUCUUAAACUCUUCUUCGCCCUCGAAAUAAACUCCAAGAAUAAAAUGAAAGAGUAUAUAAGUGUUGUUACAUGUUACCGCGGUUGAGUUAGGAAUAUUACCAACAAAUACUCCGUACUAAUGCGAUCCUCUUUACUACCUCGAAGACCGCUGCGGCGUGUUUGCGACGUCUGCAGACAGCAGCAGAGCCUCCAUCCAACUUCAGCAACGAUUAACAACGCCGCUCCCGUCAGGCCCAUCAUAUUAAACAGAAGUCUCUCUUCUCGCCAACUCAUCACCAUAAGACCAGCCCCAUGCAGAACACACAUUAGCAACAGCAACGGCAAUAGCCUAAGUCUUCAGACAAGACGGCACUUAUCAAGCAGCGCGGCAUCCUCACCCCGCGAACAAGAAGCAGCACCAGCAGAGCAAGAAACUCCCAAGCCGACUAGCACGGAACAAGAAGACGGAAAGAAGCCAACAUCGCACUACGACCUCUUCCCGCAGACCCUGCCCCAGGGCCCCCCGCCAAAAGGCCGCUUCGCAAUCGACGUGCGCGCGCUCCGCCGCGAAUUCCUCGCCCUGCAAGCGACCGCGCACCCGGACCUCGCCCGCGGCGGCGCAUCAUCCAAGCGGCGGGCGGAAGCGGCGUCGGCAUACAUCAACGAGGCGUACCGCACGCUGGCGGAGCCGCUCGCGCGGGCGCAAUACCUGCUGCGGCAGCGGUGGGGCAUCGACGCGGCGGGCGAGGACGCGGGGCGGGUCGAGGACGCGGAGCUGCUGAUGCUGGUGCUGGAGACGCGGGAGGCGAUCGAGGAGGCCGGGUGCGAGGAGGAGCUGGAGGCGCUGCGGGCGGAGAACGAGGCGAGGAUACGGGAGAGCGAGGAUAGGCUCGCUCGGGCGUUCGAGGGGGACGACGGGGAGGCGGCGAGGAGGGAGGUUACGCGGCUGAGGUAUUGGGUUAAUAUUAGGGAGGCGGUGAGGGAUUGGGAGGAGGGGAAGCCGGUUGUGCUGCAGCAUUGAUGUGUCUACCUAGGUGACUGUUUACAGAAAUUACUGAUAGACCUGGCCGGA